AUGGCAUCCAGCAGAAGCGCCUACGGUUCCCAGCAGCUGGUAGUGCUCGCCGUCCUUGUCUCCUUGGCGUUGCUCCCACUUCUGGGCAUGGCGGCCUCGACGGCGACGUAUCCCACCGGCAGCUUCUGCUCCGAGAUCAGCGACAGCAACUUCAUCGCCAGGCGGCGCAGCGUCAACUCCCUCCUCGCCGGCCUCACCGCCAAGGCGCGCUCCAACGGCGGCUUCGCCACCUCCUCCGCCGGCAGGGGCGACGCCGUCUUCUACGGCCUCGCGCAGUGCCGCGGCGACGUCUCCGCCGGCGACUGCGACGCCUGCCUCGCCGCGGCCGCCAAGCAGAUCGUCUCCUACUGCGGCAACUACACGUCGGACGCCAGGCUGUGGAAAAUAUUAGAAGGGGAGAAACUAUAUGAUUUGUUGUCUUCUGUUGUACAUUACACUGACCCUCAUGCUGCCAAAGCCCAUGGUUAG
Molecule: messenger RNA, 468 nt
Organism: Oryza brachyantha (malo sina)
Lineage: Eukaryota; Viridiplantae; Streptophyta; Magnoliopsida; Poales; Poaceae
Product: cysteine-rich repeat secretory protein 55-like
Exons: 2
Coding region: 1-468 (155 amino acids)
Source: RefSeq, a predicted model, not a curated record